This is a messenger RNA of Mesorhabditis spiculigera, 2115 nucleotides long. The record is from the annotation of a GenBank genome assembly. NCBI's taxonomy places the organism in Eukaryota, Metazoa, Nematoda, Chromadorea, Rhabditida, Rhabditidae.
AUGCUAAAAUUACUAAUACUCCUGAUUUAUGCUUUCAUCAAUGGAAAUCCGGCAGCUUUCGGGCAAUUUUUCGUAGACGAGGGUGACGUCAGCGCAACAUGUCCGACUAUAACAUUAGCAAUAGGUCUAAAUGGUGCGUCCCAACUUCAAUCAUAUCUUCUUGGUUGGCUAGAAAACAUUGAUUACCCAAAGCAAAGUAUUCGAUUGGACUUUCAUGUGACUGGGAUGGAAGAAGGGACCUUGAAAUGGUGGAAAGGCUCUGUUAAGCACCUAUUCAAAUCUAUCGAAGUCCGUGAACUAAAGGAAAAUUGGUAUGAAUCAGCGCUCCUCAAUGCUCGUCAAUGGAAAUCGAGCAGACUGCUCAUACUCCCCGGAAACGCCCUUGUCUUCGAUCCGAAACUUUUGCGAAAAUUGGCCGAGAAUAAAGGCAAUGUGGUUGUCCCAAAACUUGAUGCUCCAUCUUACCUGGAACCUGACCAGGAUGUCGAGAAAGUUAGCAAUGUGUUGGAUGAGUCUGAUUUCCCUGAAGAAAAGGAAUUUGAAAUUGAAAGUCCUAUUUUACCGUUAUAUUUAUCAUUGGAGUACGAAGGAGGUUCUUACUACACUUUUGAUGCUCAAAACUUGUAUAGGUACGAAGGGUCAACGGAUGCUUUGGAGGUUUUUGCGAAUGCGUGUAAGCGGAUGCAUAUUGGAAUAUAUGCGUCACAACGUUCUUUCUAUGGCUAUUGGUUGGAACCCCAAGAGAACCUAGAGGCUGACCGUUGGAUGUUCCGCUACCAAAUUGCUGACAUGAUUGCAAUGAAUGGAGCCCAAACACUACCAAUCUCCCAAACCGUUAAGCCAAUCUAUCCUGAAAAAUCGAAACUCGGCUUUGAUCAGAUCUAUGUAAUCAACCUGGAAAAACGGACGGAAAAGAGAGAACGCGUCGAGAAAGUUUUGGACAACCUUGGAGUCGAAUAUCAAAUUUUCCGGGCAUUCGAAGGAGACCAAUUGGUCAAUAACAAAUCGAUCAAGAUAAACUACAUGAAAAACUACAAAGAUCCAUUCCAUCAAAGGACGAUGAAAGCCGGGGAAGUCGGAUGUUUCAUGUCACAUUUAAAAAUCUGGGAGGAAGUGGUUGCGAACAAGCUUGAGAAGGUUAUAGUUUUUGAAGACGAUAUUCGGGUCAGCAAUGGUGGUAUCCAGCGAAUCGAGGAACUGGUCGAUGAUUUGAAAAAGUCGAAAAUGCCCUGGGACUUAAUUUAUUUAGGUCGAAAGCUGAAUGACCCAAAUCAGAAAGAAUUCUGGGUGCCUGAAAAUCGUCACCUGACCACGAUUGGGUAUAGCUAUUGGACAUUGGGUUAUAUGAUUUCUUACAAAGGAGCAAGGAAGUUGUUAGAUGCCAAGCCACUUGAGCAGAUGAUACCGGUCGAUGAAUUUCUGCCAGUAAUGUAUGGUAAACAUCCAAACAAAGAAUGGGCAUCAGCCUACGAUGAAUUCGAAAAAAUCAAGGCCUUCGCCAUUUAUCCAUCAGUCGUCUUCCCUCAAAGAUAUACCUUCGAGCCAGGCUAUAUCAGCGAUACAGAAUCUUCCGCUAUCGUCGAACUCCUCGAAAGCCACGGAGAAACCUCUCAACAUAUCCAUAUAGAAGUGAAUGAACUUUGCAAGCAUGUAAAUAUCGCCGAGUUGAUUGGUUGGGCACAAGAGGGGCUGAUUUAUCAAUUAGUAUACCCAUUCUACGCGGUCCCGGUGUCGAUCACUAAUUCGAGGGAGAUGCAGAUGGCGGUUGAUGAUGCCGCCGAAAAUUGUUCCAUGCCGUAUCGAGCGCCAGAGCUAUUUUCCUGUGAAAUAGGCUGUGUUAUCGACAAGUCAGUCGACAUUUGGGCAUUAGGAUGCUGUCUGUACGCUUUAUGCCAUUUUGUUUCACCCUUCGAUUUGGCAUACGAAAAUGGGAAUUCAGUGGGGCUUGCCGUCCUCAGUCCGGAAAAGAUACCGUACCCAGAGGAAGCUCCAUAUCAAUCAUCUACACUUACGUUAAUUCGAAAGAUGUUAGUCGUGGAUCCUACUAUGCGUCCAGAAAUCGCUGGUGUGCUUGCUGUAUUAAAUAAUCUAAUUUGCAACACGACGCAAAACGCU